AUGCCGCAAAUCGAAGAGCUCCCCGACGACUUCGAUGAGUCCAUCGAUCUCAACAAGCAGCCAAAGCCCGCUGCAGACCUCCCCGGCAUGCCGCCCGGCGCGGACCAGAUCCCUUUCCCGAUAAAUGAGGAGCGCAUGAAGGAGCUCGAGGCGAUGGAUCCGUUGGCGCCAAAGAUGCCACCGAAUAUGGCGUCGGUCAAAUCGCAUACGAAGGAGGAGUUGUUGGAUAUGAUGAAUAAGACGCCUUUGUUCAUGACGGAUAUUAGCCAGGCGGGAGAUGAAAAUGGCGAAAAUUGGAUGCUUGAUGCUCUCCACGCCCUGCAGAACGAAGGUACCCGUGGCGAAGUUGCGCAGAAUUUUCGCGAACAAGGAAACGAAGCGGCCAGAGAGAAGAGGUGGAUCGAUGCGAAAGAGUUCUAUACCAAAGCGAUCGCGGUAAUUCUAGUCAAGGAGGACAAGUGGGAUAAACCAGAGGAUCCUGAAGAGGAGGCAAAGCUGUUGCGCCAGGCGGAGGAGGCAUCGUACAUCAACCGCGCGCUGUGCCAUUUGGAACUGAGGAACUACCGCUCGUGUACUCUUGACUGCGCAUCUGCCCUCAAGCUCAACCCCAGGAAUACCAAGGCAUUCUAUCGUUCUUCAACAGCGCUAUACGCCCUCGACAAGAUUCCCGAAGCCGAAGACGCCGCUUCUCGCGGUCUCGAGCUUGAUCCCGAAAACAAACCCAUCCAAGCGACAGCCAAGAAGAUCGCGGAACGCAAGGCCGCACUGGAGCGCAUCGCAGCCAAGAAGAAGGCCGAAGCUGACAGAAUCCGCAAAGAAACACAACUCCUCAGCGUCGCUCUGAAGGCUCGAGAGAUCCGCACCCGCAAGACAGGACAACCGCCAGAGAUGGAGGAUGCGGGGAUACGCUUGAGCCCUGACCCUCUUUCGCCUGAAAGUACCCUCGAAUUCCCCGCUGUGUUCUUGUACCCCACGGAUGCGCAGUCGGAUUUCAUCAAGGCAUUUUCGGAGAUGCACUCUAUUGAGGACCACUUGGAUUACAUUUUCCCGUUGCCGUGGGACACGAAGAAGGAAUACACCAUCGACAAUGUGGAGUGCUAUAUGCAGACCGUUACCGGUGGGUUGAUCAAGGCUGGUAAGAAGCUGCCUCUUCUGCAGAUCCUGAGCGGAGGCAAGGUCGAGGUUGUCGAUGAGCUGGUGACGAUCUAUGUGGUGCCGUCGUCGAAGACUGGGAGGUUCAUCUCGGAGAUGAAGGCCAGAAAGGAGAGUGGAAGCUGA
Aspergillus chevalieri is the source of this 1278-nucleotide messenger RNA. RefSeq names its product HSP70/90 family co-chaperone CNS1. Bases 1 to 1278 code for a protein of 425 amino acids. The transcript is spliced from 3 exons. The record is from RefSeq and is a predicted model, not a curated record. Gene Ontology annotation, biological process: protein folding. Gene Ontology annotation, molecular function: Hsp90 protein binding. NCBI's taxonomy places the organism in Eukaryota, Fungi, Ascomycota, Eurotiomycetes, Eurotiales, Aspergillaceae.